This is a messenger RNA of Oryzias latipes (Japanese medaka), 1555 nucleotides long. Its product is annotated as vesicle transport protein SEC20. Gene Ontology annotation, cellular component: endoplasmic reticulum; SNARE complex. Gene Ontology annotation, molecular function: SNAP receptor activity. Gene Ontology annotation, biological process: retrograde vesicle-mediated transport, Golgi to endoplasmic reticulum. Lineage: Eukaryota; Metazoa; Chordata; Actinopteri; Beloniformes; Adrianichthyidae. The record is from RefSeq and is a predicted model, not a curated record.
GCCUUCCUACUUUCCGUAGUUUAUACGUUGGCAACAUGGCGUCUUCAGACGUACACGUCCGAUUAUGUGAACAAGAAAUACUUAAAUAUGAUUUAGAAAUUAAGGCUCUCAUUCAGGACAUUAGUGAGUGCAGCGGCCCUCCAAGCAAGCUCACAGAGUUAAACGGCGAUAUAAAAAAAUGUUUCCAUAACCUCAGAUCAAGGAUUGAGGACUUGAAGCAGACGGCAUUGGAACAGGACAAACUAUCAGAUAAGCAAACAUUUAUGCUUCAAGUGGAGGGCCACCAAAAGCAGAUGCUGAGUAAUCAGACAGCAUGGAGGAAGGCCAACUUAGCCAGCAAAUUCUCCAUCGACAACACGGAGAAACAGUCCCUUCUUAUAAAUGGAACCGAUAACACCGCCAGACAAAGGAAGUUGACCAAAGAGGGGCUAGCGCAGACCACCAGUGACAUUACAGAAAACCUAAUGAGCAUCAGCCGGAUGAUGGCUCAGCAAGUCCAGCAGAGUGAGGAGAGCAUCACCUCUCUAGCAACAUCUUCCAAAACAGUCCAAGAGACCAAUGAAGAAUUUAAAGCUAUGACGGGGACCAUUCACUUUGGAAGAAAACUCAUUACCAAGUACAACCGUAGGGAACUAACGGAUAAGCUGCUCAUCUUUCUGGCAUUAGCUCUCUUCUUUGCCACAGUUCUUUACAUCCUCAAGAAGAGACUCUUCCCUUUUCUGUAGACCGCGUUCCUCUUAGGUGGACUCACCUUUUCACUCUGUGUUGAAUGAAAAAGCUCCCGGCUAUACGGCCCCUCAAGGGGACCAAAAAAUAUCCACAAGCUAACAAAGAAUCCUCUAAUUGGGUUUGAAUUUGUAACGUUAAGGGGGGACAACUCCUCAGACACAAAAGAAAAGGUGCAGAAAAGGAUGGAAAUGGAUUUUUAUGUCCGUGUCAACAUGAUGGAAAGUUUCUAUUUUUAGUAUUUAAAUAAUUUGUUCAAAAAUUCAAUGAUUUUCAUAAGAAAACUAAAACAAUUUCUUAUUCAGCUGAACACGCUAAGGCUGUAAUUCUUUUGAAUUUUUUUUUAUUUUUACAUUUUGAAAUGGUUUAUUUCAAGCAAUCAAGGAAUAAUGCAAAAAAACAAUACAAUAAUUCAUAAUACAUUCAUUCAAAGAUGUAUCAAACUUAGGAAAAUUAGAUUUUAAAUCAAAGAUUGCUUGGAUGGGAGUUGACAUGUGUUCACAGUGACAGUUAAUUAAUAUAACAUAAUAUAUAUAACAUAAUUGAAUUACCGUAGAAGAUGACAAAAAGCUAAAAAUAUUCAAUUUACGAAGGAGUGCUGUACCUUUUCUCUUUAGAUUCCUGAAAGUUAAAACAGUAACCUCAAAAAAUAUCUUUGGAAAUAAUGUUCAAUAUUGUGUAAAUAUUAGCAAAAAUAGACGCUACUGUAAUGACUGUAAUAAUACCAUAGUAAUUUAUGACUGCUUAUCUUACACUUGUUUUAUUAUUUUGUUUAUUUUUGUGAGAAUGUAAUUUAGUUCUUAAAAUAAAACUACUUUUUGUUUUUUAA